This is a messenger RNA of Cryptococcus amylolentus CBS 6039, 2187 nucleotides long. RefSeq lists its product as hypothetical. The transcript has 12 exons. The coding region runs from base 1 to 2175 and encodes 724 amino acids. Lineage: Eukaryota; Fungi; Basidiomycota; Tremellomycetes; Tremellales; Cryptococcaceae. Gene Ontology annotation, biological process: DNA-templated transcription; regulation of DNA-templated transcription. The record is from RefSeq and is a predicted model, not a curated record. Gene Ontology annotation, molecular function: zinc ion binding; DNA binding; DNA-binding transcription factor activity, RNA polymerase II-specific.
AUGGGGGGCAGGAAGGCGUACUCGUGCAUCCCAUGUCGCAGCAAGAAAGUCAAAUGUGACAGACAUAGGCUGUGCGGGUACUGCGCCAAAAGGAGUAUACAGUGCGUCUGGCCAGAGAAUGGUGUGACCAUAGAGGACGAGAUGGAAGCUUCUCCAUCUCCGCCCACACCGGUACCCCCUGUCCAUACUCGGCCACUGCAUCAGUACAGCCUCUCGCCAUCUACAACAAGACCGGAAACAUCAUAUUCAGCUACCCGCUCGUCCUUGGUGGAUGUCCCCCAAACAGUCGUCCAAGCUGAACAGCUCGACCAUUCGAUAUUGAACGACGCCCGGAUCGAGCCUGUGGAUCAAGAUACCGUGCUUUCUGAGAAUCACGGUAUGGCGGAGAGAGUACGAUCAGGAGCCGAGAUAGGUGGGCAGAAGGACGUAGGGGUGAGGAAGAGGAAGAGAGCCUUUCCGUUCUUUAGCGGGAGCAAGGGUGGGGAUGGGAUGGUCACGGAUGAGCUGCUGGAAAACCUUCCGACGCGUGCCGAAUGCGAUAUCUUGCUCAGAGUCUAUCUAGAAAAAGUCGAAUGGAUCCACCACCCCCUCCACCUCCCUGCCUUUCUCGCCCAAUACAACAAAUUCUGGUCCAUGUCCCCCUCCCAGCGCCGAGUAAAAGUACAUUCGAGGUGGACUGCUUUGUUGUUCAUCGUGCUCUGCUUGGGUGAACAUUUUGGGGAUGAAGAGAUGGGGAAGGAUGGGGAUUUGGAAGAACGUUUGCUUGUCGCGACAGAAGAUUCAUUAUCCCACUCCGACUUCCUAGACCAGCCUUCGACAGAAACGAUCCAAACCAUCAUAUGCCUCAACUUGUAUCUCAACAACAAGAACAAGGUGAAUGCUGCGAGGUCGUUGUUGGGGACGGCUAUCAAGAUGGCCAUCUCCAUCGGCAUGUCUAGGAUACCGGAUGAGGGGCCGGGUGUUGAUCCGCAAGGUAUCGUCGACCGCGAGCUCGGCCGACGUCUCUGGUGGUCCCUCGUCACCCAAGACGCCUACACAGCCUCCACCUCCGGCUUCACCUACCUCAUCAACCUCUCCCACACCUCCACCUCCGUCCCUUCCAACCUCAACGACGACGACAUCCUCCCCCCGCCCCACUUCCACCCAAAACCCCUCAUGACCGAGGGGGGCGAGGUGGGCGAGGUGACGACGGCGACGUAUCAUAUAACAAAAGUCGAUUUCGCGCUGGUGGUGAGGGCGUUUGUGGAUCUGGUCAAUAGGGAUUUCCCCAAUGCGGAUUACGAAGGCAUCAUGGCGCUCGACCUCCAAUUCCGCCAAGUCUACGCCUCCCUCCCACCCCCCCUCCGCCCCGACCUCCCCCAACCAUUCUCCCUCUCCCAAACCAGCUCCCAGCGCUACCUCCUCCCCCAACGCCUCUUCUCCGGCAUCACCCUGCACAACCGCAUCAUGCGCCUCCACCGCGCCUACAUGGUGCGCGGCUACGCCGAGGACAGGUUCGAGUACUCCACCAGGGCGUGUUUGGAGUCGGCGUAUGCUCUGUUGGGGUUGGUCAGGCAGGAGAGGGGGAUUUUGUGUAGGUGGUGGGUUGUGUUGGUGCAGGUUUGGACGGGGGGGUUGAUUAUUGGGGUGGAUCUGCUCCGGGGCCGGGGGAGGGUGGGGCCGGGGCAGGGGGGAGAGGAGGGGUGGGGGGAGAAGCAGAGGGAGGCGUUGGGAGUGGCGGUGUCUUUACUCGAGCCGAUAUCAAAAUCGUCACCCGUAGCUGCCAGGGGCGUCAAAGUCCUCCGAGCACUUAUCGCUUCAUCGUUCAACCCACCACCACCUCCUCCUGCUCCUCUGGCGGUCCCCUUACCACCUCUCGCUCAACCUCAACCAUCAAAACACCCCGACGACAGUGGGACGGGACAUCCAGGCGAGAGUCGGGUGGCAGAGAGGGGCACGUCGUCGCAUCUUCGGUCUAAUGACGGGGUAUCGUCAUCGGAUAGGCUGGAGAGCGUGGGCAGAGACGGGGAGGGGGGUGGGAGGCGGAAUAGGCAUAGAGUGGAGCGGACAAGCGACAGCGUGAAAGGAUCGAGAGAUAUGGAAAGUCAGCGUAUGGUCGGCGGUCAGCUCACGGACGGGAUGAAUCAGUUCGAGCUGGGUCACAGUACGUUCCUUCACUCCUUCCCUACCUUCUAAAGUACAGUGCCA